Messenger RNA from Nycticebus coucang (slow loris), 2981 nucleotides. RefSeq names its product poly(ADP-ribose) polymerase family member 6 (gene PARP6). Gene Ontology annotation, molecular function: protein serine/threonine kinase activator activity; NAD+ poly-ADP-ribosyltransferase activity; kinase binding. Gene Ontology annotation, cellular component: nuclear envelope; membrane; intracellular anatomical structure. The record is from RefSeq and is a predicted model, not a curated record. Bases 795 to 2690 code for a protein of 631 amino acids. Gene Ontology annotation, biological process: endoplasmic reticulum unfolded protein response. NCBI's taxonomy places the organism in Eukaryota, Metazoa, Chordata, Mammalia, Primates, Lorisidae. The transcript has 25 exons.
GCAGAGUGGCUCAGCGCGCCCGUGACGGAAAGACUAGGGGUGGGGUGCGCGACCUCGCCCGCCCGGCCCGGCCCGGCCCCCGCCCCUUGGCCUGCUGCUCCGCCCCCGCGGGGCGUCCCGGGCCGCUAGUCCCUCGGCGGCGGCCGCGCGCGCGGCCCGGGGUCGCCCAGCAGAAACCAAGCAGCAACAGCCCUUGGAGAGAGGCUAAAUUUUUCUUGACUUCUGCAGCAACAAAGACCUUGAACAAGUCAGUACUGCUGGCCUACAUUGCCAUCAUCCUACUGCUCACCCCAAGACAACAUAAGCUGGAUAUUAAUACCGCCUGCUUUACUCCUCUGCGAUCAUCAAGAUCAGCACGUGACUGUUUAUCUUCAAAUCUCACAAACCCAGCCCCUAGAUCUUCAUAUUCUGGUUCUCAGCUGCUCUUGAAGGUAUCCAUUGAUUGAUUGAUUGAUUCAUUCAUUCAAGAUAUAUGUUAAGGGACUGAAAAUAUAGACCAGUGAUUUUCAACAGUGUGCCACAGCAUACUAGUGUGCCAUUGAGAGGAUUUUAAGUGUGCCAGAAAAAUUUUAAAGAUCAUUAACUAAAUUAUUUUUGAGAGAAGUUUAAAGCACAGACAUUGCCUUGUUACCACCACAACAGCAGAGCCUGCCAUCCCCAGCAGUUCUCCAAUUGCCCCUGACGUCUCCCUUUUUGGCUUCCUAAAUGCCCAUGUUAUUGGCCUGGGUUCAGCUGGUGGUAUGGAGGGGUGCUGCCUAGCACUAACCUGAGAGUGUGUGUGACCCACUGACCCAAUGGACAUCAAAGGCCAGUUCUGGAAUGAUGAUGAUUCGGAGGGAGAUAAUGAAUCAGAAGAAUUUCUCUAUGGAGUUCAGGGGAGCUGUGCAGCUGACCUGUAUCGACACCCACAGCUUGAUGCAGACAUUGAAGCUGUGAAGGAGAUCUACAGUGAGAACUCUGUAUCCAUCAGAGAAUAUGGAACUAUCGAUGACGUGGACAUUGACCUCCACAUCAACAUCAGCUUCCUCGAUGAGGAAGUCUCUACAGCCUGGAAGGUCCUCCGUACAGAACCCAUUGUGUUGAGGCUACGAUUCUCUCUCUCCCAGUACCUUGAUGGACCAGAACCAUCAAUUGAGGUUUUCCAGCCAUCGAAUAAGGAAGGGUUUGGGCUCGGUCUUCAGUUGAAAAAGAUCCUGUGUAUGUUUACAUCUCAACAAUGGAAACAUCUGAGCAACGAUUUCUUAAAGACCCAGCAAGAGAAGAGGCACAGUUGGUUCAAGGCAAGUGGUACUAUCAAGAAAUUCCGAGCUGGCCUCAGCAUCUUCUCACCCAUCCCCAAGUCUCCCAGUUUCCCUAUCAUACAGGACUCAAUGCUGAAAGGCAAACUAGGUGUACCAGAGCUUCGAGUUGGGCGCCUCAUGAACCGUUCCAUCUCCUGCACCAUGAAGAAUCCCAAAGUGGAGGUGUUUGGCUACCCUCCCAGCCCCCAGGCAGGUCUCCUGUGCCCCCAGCACUUGGGCCUCCCUUCCCCAGCACGGACCUCUCCUUUGGUCAGUGGUCACUGCAAGAACAUCCCCACUCUGGAAUAUGGAUUCCUUGUCCAGAUCAUGAAGUAUGCAGAGCAGAGGAUUCCAACAUUGAAUGAAUACUGUGUGGUGUGUGAUGAGCAGCAUGUCUUCCAGAACGGUUCCAUGCUCAAGCCAGCUGUCUGUACUCGUGAACUGUGUGUCUUCUCCUUCUACACACUGGGUGUCAUGUCUGGAGCUGCAGAAGAGGUGGCUACUGGAGCAGAGGUGGUGGAUCUGCUGGUGGCCAUGUGUAGGGCAGCUCUGGAGUCCCCUAGAAAGAGCAUCAUCUUUGAGCCUUAUCCCUCCGUGGUGGACCCCACAGAUCCCAAGACUCUGGCCUUUAAUCCUAAGAAGAAGAAUUACGAGCGGCUUCAGAAAGCCCUGGAUAGUGUGAUGUCCAUUCGGGAGAUGACCCAGGGCUCAUAUUUGGAAAUCAAGAAGCAGAUGGACAAGUUGGAUCCCCUGGCCCAUCCUCUCCUACAGUGGAUCAUCUCUAGCAACAGGUCACACAUCGUCAAACUACCUCUCAGCAGGCAGCUGAAGUUCAUGCACACCUCACACCAGUUCCUCCUGCUGAGCAGCCCUCCUGCCAAGGAGGCUCGGUUCCGGACCGCCAAGAAGCUCUAUGGCAGCACCUUUGCCUUCCAUGGGUCCCACAUUGAGAACUGGCAUUCGAUCCUGCGCAAUGGGCUGGUCAAUGCAUCCUACACCAAACUGCAGCUGCAUGGAGCAGCCUAUGGCAAAGGCAUCUACCUGAGCCCCAUCUCCAGUAUUUCCUUUGGAUACUCAGGAAUGGGAAAAGGACAGCACAGGAUGCCCUCCAAGGAUGAGCUGGUCCAGAGAUAUAACAGGAUGAAUACCAUCCCUCAGACCCGAUCCAUUCAGUCAAGAUUCCUACAGAGUCGGAAUCUAAACUGUAUAGCACUUUGUGAAGUGAUUACAUCCAAGGACCUCCAGAAGCAUGGGAACAUCUGGGUGUGCCCUGUAUCUGACCAUGUCUGCACACGGUUCUUCUUUGUAUAUGAGGAUGGUCAGGUGGGCGAUGCCAACAUAAAUACUCAGGACCCCAAGAUACAGAAGGAAAUCAUGCGUGUGAUCGGAACUCAGGUUUACACAAACUGAGGGGGCCCCAGCCCUCGUACCAUCCCUGUUCCCCCAAGAUCCAUCUGCCCUCAUAAAAGGGCUCAGGUGCAGCAGGUGAGGCUGCCCUGAGGAAUCAAGGGGCUGUAACCAAGGAGGCAUAAAAAGGAUAGAAGAGGUGGCCUUCAUGCUGGAGCUUGACCCAAGAACCUCUCCAUGUUUGGAUGGCAUCAGAUGAGAGAUGGCCCAGACUGACUCCAACCCCUGAUUUUCCCAGUUGACUUCACCCUGUUUGUAAAUAAAACAAUAAAAUGGAAGGUGCUGUGGACUGGA